This is a messenger RNA of Ilyonectria robusta, 714 nucleotides long. RefSeq lists its product as uncharacterized. Bases 1 to 714 code for a protein of 237 amino acids. The transcript has a single exon. The record is from RefSeq and is a predicted model, not a curated record. NCBI's taxonomy places the organism in Eukaryota, Fungi, Ascomycota, Sordariomycetes, Hypocreales, Nectriaceae.
AUGUUGGGGUUUUCUCUUUCCCGUCUCGAAGACCUGGACUACGACGGCCACUUCAAGGAGCACUUUGCCUUAGUCCCGGGCUACUGGUACUACUUCCACGAGGGGCACUACCGCUACGGCAUGCUCAUCCAUCUUGCAUGCAUAUUGCCCGCAGGCAUCCUCAUGGUGUUUCAGUUUACACCAAUCAUUCGCCACAAGUUCCUCAUAUUCCACCGCAUCAAUGGUUACAUCGUCAUGCUGCUCUGUCUUGUCAGUAACGCGGCGGCUUUUGUUAUUAUUAGACACAAACAAGGUGGACAUCGGGCCACUAGUCAUGCCGUUGAGAUGCUCAUGGGUAUUAUCACGACCAUUGGGAUAUUUAUGGCUUGGUGGAACAUCCGUCGCAAGCAGAUCGACCAGCACCGGGCUUGGAUGCUACGGACCAUGUUUUACAUGGGGGUCACCAUUACGGCCCGUCUUCUCAACCUCGCUGCCACUCCGAUCAUUACGCGAAUCGGAAACUACUGGUCUGUCUGGAUGUGCGACGAGAUCAGUUUCCUUUACACAAAUUACGACAUGGAAUUUCCCAAGGCCGAUUAUCCGGACUGCUUUCUGCCAGAUGGAACCCUUGAUCGUUGGAAGCGCGUUGCUGUCAGUGCAGUGGAGAAUGAGGACAAGUUGGAGCAACUGGGCUCAAGCUACGUUAUCGCUUUCGGAACCAUGGUAAGCCCUUGA